Octopus bimaculoides (California two-spot octopus) is the source of this 3793-nucleotide messenger RNA. RefSeq names its product DNA-directed RNA polymerase I subunit RPA2. The record is from RefSeq and is a predicted model, not a curated record. NCBI's taxonomy places the organism in Eukaryota, Metazoa, Mollusca, Cephalopoda, Octopoda, Octopodidae. Gene Ontology annotation, cellular component: nucleus. Gene Ontology annotation, molecular function: DNA-directed RNA polymerase activity; DNA binding; ribonucleoside binding. Gene Ontology annotation, biological process: DNA-templated transcription.
UUCAUAAAAAUUACCGUAACCGAAUAUUUUCUUUGAAUUUAUCUCGUGAUUAGGACCUUUUAUAAUGAAUUAAUUGAGUUUCAUUUUUAAUCUCUGCAAUCGAAGCACAAUUGCGUGUUCAUCUGGCAAACCUAGCCUCGUUUUCGCCCCUCUUUUCAGAAGGAAGCACAUGGAGUGAAAGUAUGUCGGAAGACAAGAGAGACCUUUAUUUUAAAGUUUUAAAUUCUUCAGAUUAUGGCAGUUUGCAUGAUAAGCAACACAAUCUUAUUCAGUAUUUGGUACGUUCACAUGUGGAUUCCUUCAAUUUUAUGCUUGCUAACACUCUCCAGAGAAGUUUAGAGAAUUUGCCUGAGCAUGCAUUUAGGACUGAAUAUGGACAAAUUAUUUCUUUCAACAUUAAGGAUAUCUUUAUUGGUAAUCCCACAGUUUCCAAAUCAAAUGUGUCUGGAGCAACACAGAUACUUUAUCCAGCAGAAUGUCGUCAAAGAAGAAUCUCUUAUACGGGUCCAUUAAUUGUCACACUUGGCUGGUCCAUUGAUGGAAUCAAACAAGAAGCAAUUCCUAAAUAUUUAGGAGACGUUCCUGUUAUGGUAAAAUCUAAUAUUUGUAACUUAAAGAAUUUAACACCAACUGAACUUGUUCAGAAAGGCGAAGAAGCAGAGGAAGCUGGUGGAUAUUUCAUAAUUAAUGGGAUUGAAAAAGUUGUGCGCUUAAUUGUUGAAUUAAGAAAAAAUUACCCUUUAUGCGUAAAACAACAAUCCUUGAAGAAAGCUGGAGAGCUUUUCACUGAAUAUGCUUUGAAAAUCAGAUGUCAGAAGCCAAAUGGCUUUUCAAAGGAAUUGACUUUUCAUUAUCUCAGCAAUGGUUGUGUCCAAGUUUCGUUCCAAUUUGCUAAAAGUAUUUACAUUGUGCCAAUCAUGUAUUUGCUGAAAGGUCUGCUGGAUGUCAGUGAUAAAUCUAUUUAUGAGGAACUUCUCAAAGGCAAUGAAGAGAAUUCUUUUUACAAAAGCUGUAUUAUAUUUAUGUUACGUCAACUUUCCAAUGAAGAUCUUCUUAGUCAAUCAAGUGUACUCAAGUACCUGGGCAGUAAUUUCCGUGCCAAGUACAAUAAUCCCUGGCUUAGUGAUGAGAUAAUGGGUGAAAAGUUAUUGGGUGAUUACAUUUGUGUCCAUCUCAAGUCAAAUGUUGACAAGUUCAACCUUCUUGUUUACCUGGUUAAGAAACUGUAUGCUUUUGUCCGUGGUGAAUGUGGUGCUGAUAACAGAGAUAGUAUCAUAAAUCAUGAAGUUUUGGAUGCAGGUCGCCUGUACUCAUUGGUACUUUUUGACAAUUUGUACAAAUGGUUGCGAACUAUCCAAUUUGAAAUCACCAAGUUGCUAUCUUCUAAAAGUUAUACUACAAUAACUACUGAUAUUUUGAAUGAAGCCAUUAGGAAGAAAAAGACAAUAGUAAGCUAUGCAUUGAAUUAUUUAAUGGCCACUGGUAACGUUUCUACUCAAUCCAAUGUACCUUUAUGGCAGAAAACUGGUCUUUGUGUCAUAGCUGAGCGAUUGAAUUACCACAGGUUUCUGUCACAUUUUAGAGCUAUUAACCGUGGUUCUCACUUUAAAAAACGUAGCAUUGCUAGUGUUCGUAAACUUUAUCCAGAAUCUUGGGGAUUUAUUUGUCCCGUCCACACCCCAGAUGGUGCACCCUGUGGUUUACUGAAUCAUUUGACCAUUUCAUGCCAGAUUGUAAAUACAUUGUAUGAUUUAUCAAGUCUUCCUGAAUUGCUUGGUUCUUUGGGUGUGCUGUCCAUUGGUGAUAAAAGGAACAUUUCCUAUCAGGAGUACUACACUGUUAUGCUGAAUGGUCAGAUAUUAGGUCAUAUUCAUCAAGACGAAGCUUAUGUUUUGUGUAAUAAACUCCGUGCAUUGAAGCUAGAUCCUUCAAGCAAGGUUCCAGUGACAUUAGAAAUUUGUUUUGUUCCAAAGACAGAAAAUGUCAGCUUGUAUCCGGGCGUUUAUUUAUUCUCAGACAUUUCACGUUUAGUGCGGCCAGUCCUUAAUUUAACUUGGAACAAGUUAGAAAUGAUUGGAACUUUUGAACAGAUUUACCUGGAUAUUGCUGUGAAUGCUGACAGCAUUCAUGAUGGGAUCACAACUCACAUGGAAUUAAAAGAACAAAAUAUCCUCAGCCUUUUAGCCAAUCUGAUUCCAUUCUCUGAUUUUAAUCAAAGUCCCAGAAAUAUUUAUCAGUGUCAGAUGGGUAAACAAACAGUUGGGAUGACACCAUAUGCACUCUCUUCUAGAGCAGACCAAAAGAUAUAUCGUUUACAGACACCACAGAGUCCAAUAGUCCGAUGUGAGAUUUACAAUGAUUAUCAGAUGGACAAUUACCCUUUGGGGACAAAUGUUAUAGUUGCUGUCCUUUCAUACACGGGUUAUGAUAUGGAAGAUGCCAUGAUUUUAAAUAAAGGUUCAGUUGAACGAGGAUUUUCUCAUGGCUGUAUUUACAGAUCUAUAAAUAUUGAUUUAAACAGCAGGGAAAUGGAAAACUCAAAUUUCAUAUUCAGUAAUGAGGAUGAGAUUCCAGGUUUGGAUGCUGAUGGUCUUCCACCUGUAGGAACACAUCUGGAAUAUAGUUCUCCUUAUUACAGUUACUUCAACCUGGAGACAUCAGAACAACAUACCGUUUAUUACCAAGAAAAGGAAGAGGCAUAUGUUGACCAAGUAAAAAUUUUGGGCAAUGACACUGGCACAGGGGAAUUAACCAAUGUUAUCAUUGUAUUAAGAGUACCAAGAAAUCCAAUUAUUGGUGACAAAUUUUCAAGUCGUCACGGACAGAAAGGCAUCUGUAGUAUACUUUGGCCUUCUGAGGACAUGCCCUUCACUGAAAGUGGAAUGACUCCAGAUAUUCUUUUCAAUCCUCAUGGUUUCCCAUCUCGAAUGACAAUAGGUAUGAUCUUAGAAUUUAUGGCAGGAAAAUCUGGUGCUCUGCAUGGCAUGAGUCAUGAUUCUACUCCAUUCUCAUUCAAUGAUGACUAUACGGCAUCAGACCAUUUUGGAAAACUACUCACUGCAGCUGGUUACAACUUCUAUGGAACUGAACGACUCUACAGUGGGGUCACUGGUGAGGAGCUAGAGGCUGAUAUCUUCAUAGGUAUUGUCUACUACCAGAAAUUGAGGCAUAUGGUUUCAGACAAAUUCCAGGUGAGAACAACUGGUCGUGUGGAUGUACAGACACAUCAGCCUAUAAAAGGUAGAAAACGUGGUGGUGGUGCUCGGUUUGGAGAAAUGGAAAGAGAUGCCCUCAUUGCACAUGGUUCUUCGUUUCUUUUGCAAGACCGUUUACUCAACUGUACUGACCGAUGCCUGACAAAAGUUUGCACUGAAUGUGGAAAUAUACUUUCUCCUAUUCAGUCCCCGGUUGAUAGCACAAAAAUAGCUUAUGAUAUGCAACAUUGGUCAUGCAUGUUAUGUAAGAAGUCAGAGACUAUUAAAAAUAUCACCAUUCCAUAUGUGUUCCGUUACCUUGUCGCAGAAUUGGCUGCUGUAAACAUCAACCUAAAAGUUGAUGUUAAAUGAUGCGUUUGUUGUAUGACACCUGUAAGUAUUUUGAUGAUAGGUUUUUUCUUGGAGUUAAUGAGCUGCUGAUAAAUUCAUCAAAGAUUUUUUGUUUUCUUUUAUUGUAUCAUGUACACCUGACAGUUAUUGGAAAGCAGCUAUUUGUCAAGUCAGUGUAUAAAAAAUCAGUUUUCUAAAUUUCCUGUUUUAUCAACAACAACUUGUAAUAAAGAUAUUUUUAUACAUAA